This is a messenger RNA of Oncorhynchus kisutch (coho salmon), 1561 nucleotides long. Its product is annotated as relaxin-3. The record is from RefSeq and is a predicted model, not a curated record. Lineage: Eukaryota; Metazoa; Chordata; Actinopteri; Salmoniformes; Salmonidae. Gene Ontology annotation, molecular function: hormone activity; G protein-coupled receptor binding. The coding region runs from base 386 to 946 and encodes 186 amino acids. Gene Ontology annotation, cellular component: extracellular region. The transcript has 2 exons.
UACUAAUCCUGUAUGAGAGUACCAAAAAAUGUAAGCACCCCCACCCCUAAACAUCUUCCAGGGCCACUCUUGCAAGCCUCAGUGCAAUUGUUGGGGGUUGUUAUCAGGCGGAGGUGGAUGGAGUGUAGAGUAAUAUGACUCACACCCAGGAUGGCAAUGGUGUGGGGUUAGUGACUAUAAAAGAUGGACCAGUAGCAAACAGACCACAAGAAGCAUCACGGGAUAGUGAGGUACCUAAUGACAUCCUAUUGAAGUCUACAUUGACAAGAGAACGUGGACUCACUGAACAGCAUAGCAUCUCAGAACACACCUGCACCAGGACCACACACACUGUAGGGUAACUUUAGUUCAUCACUCUCACAAGGAAACCAGCUCUAAACUGAAAAUGCUACCAAAGCUUUCCUUUGUCAUCCUUGUGUGUGUUGGUACUUUGUUAAUGUGUACAAGCACUCAAAGCCUAUCGCGAGACAAUGGGAUGAAACUGUGCGGCAGAGAGUUCAUAAGAGCCGUUAUCUUCACGUGCGGCGGGUCCCGUUGGAAACGGUCCUUAGAUGAAGACUUGGAUCUCUUCCAUGCCAGCUCCCAUAGUGAUGUCAGAGAGGGCGAGGACAGCAGACUCAACUGGCCUCAAGGUCUGGACCAGGCCGCAGUAGCAGACCACCCUCUCCAGCUCUCCUCCUCAUCCCCUACCUCCCUGGCUGAACUUCUCUCACUCCUGGGUGGAGUGGGAGACCAUAGGGGGUCCGUGGCCAACCUCGACCCCAGUGAAGAGCUCCAGAAUCAUGCAUCGGUGUUGGGAGGAGUGGGGGGAGCCAGAGAGCUGGCCAGGAGCCCAAGCAUCAAUUGGCAACGCCGCAACAGGCGAAAGAGCAACUUUUCCUUGGGCGUAGCUGGCAUGUGCUGCAACCAGGGUUGCACUAAGAAUGACAUUGGGCGUUUGUGCUGAGACUGGGGCAGUGGGCAACAGGAUGGUGGAGGUAGAGCUGCGCUAGCCUGGGUUUAUCUGACCACACACCUCUCUGUGUUAUUGGAGUGUGGGUGAAAGGUUAGCUGUUUUCUUUUCAGUGUUUGACUAGGUUGUUGAUGGGAGAAAUUUCAACACAGGCUGGCUCAGGGGUUCCCAAACUCGGUCCUCAGGACCCCAAGGAGUGCACGUUUGGGUUUUACCCUGGCACUACACAGCUAAUUCCAAUAAUCAUCAAGCUGGAUCAUUCAAAAUCAGCUGUGUAGUGGUUAGGGCAAAAAACUAAAUGUGCACUCCUUGGGGUCCCAAGGACCAGGUUUGGGAACGCCGGGCUAGCUGUUUAAAUGGCUUUGUAUGCUUUUCUGUAUAAUGUGCAAGGCAAAUAGUUUGCAUGUGUUAUUGCUCAAAUGUUGUUUCAUCAUUAAAUGAAUUACUGAAGCAAGAGCACUUAUGCACUUCCCUGAGAAAUACAAUUGUUUGAAUGACUUAAAAUGCAUCCCCACCAAGAAUACCCCAUCGAAAUACUGUGAACAUAUGUUAAGUGUAUGUAAAUGUACAACUCAUUGAACAUCAAUAUAAAGUCUAUUUUGGAAAUCA